Molecule: messenger RNA, 1906 nt
Organism: Planococcus citri (citrus mealybug)
Lineage: Eukaryota; Metazoa; Arthropoda; Insecta; Hemiptera; Pseudococcidae
Product: maltase A2-like
Exons: 9
Coding region: 43-1761 (572 amino acids)
Biological process (GO): carbohydrate metabolic process
Source: RefSeq, a predicted model, not a curated record
AUUACCUUAUUCGGUGGAGUCGUUCAUUUAAACCGUGUGAAAAUGAAAUUUGUUCUAAUUACGAUUAUAUCGUUACUAAUAUCUAGUUCUUGGGCUGUGGAUAGAACCUGGUGGAAAUAUGCUACGAUGUAUGAAGUCUUUCUGAAAUCAUUCAAGGACAGUAAUGGAGACGGAAUCGGGGACCUUAAAGGAAUCAAUUCAAAAUUGGACUAUUUCGUCGACAUCGGAGUAGAUACAGUUUGGGUGACGCCAUUUUAUCCUUCUGCAGGAGCUGAUGGAGGCUACGAUAUCACCGAUUUUUAUGGAAUUGAUCCUACUUACGGUACGAUGGCAGAUUUCGAACAAUUGUUGAGAGAAAUGAAACGUCGAGGUCUCAAUUUCAUAAUGGAUCUAGUGAUAAAUCACAGCAGCGACGAACACGAUUGGUUUCAAAAAUCGAUCAAUAAAAUCGAUAAGUAUACAGAUUACUACAUUUGGGCAGAUCCAAAAGGUUACGAUGAAAAUAAAAAUCCUAUCCCACCAAAUGACUGGCCCAGCAUAUUUAAUUUUUACAAAAAGAGCUCCAGUUGGACUUGGAACGAAAAAAGAAGACAAUUCUAUUUCCACCAAUUCGGAGUCAAACAACCGGAUUUCAAUUUACGUAACGACGAACUCAAGAAAGAUCUCAAAGCUAUCAUGAAAUUUUGGCUGGACAAAGGCGUAACAUCUUUCCGAGUAGAUGCAACGCCAUUUUUCAUGGAAGAUCCUCUACUUCGUGACGACGACUUCGAAGAGCAACUCACCCAGAUUGCAGCUGGAAAUAAGAAUGGAUUUAGUCAUCGUCUCAACCAUCCGGACACGUACACAUUUUUGAACGAAUUUUAUUUAUUUCUUCGGCAAUACGAUCGAAUAAACAAGAAAGAACGUCAAAGUGUGAUGAUGGCUGAGGCUUAUGGGGAUAUCAAAAUCUUGAUGAAUUAUUUCGGAGUGGGAAAAAUGCCAGUGGUUCACUUCCCUUUCAAUUUCCAACUGACCAGACUCCGUCAGUAUUUCGAUGCUCAACAGAUGACUGAUUAUUUGAAUAUUUGGUUGAAAAAUAUACCCGAAGGAGCUGCGUCGAAUUGGGCACUCGGAAAUCAUGAUCAAGGAAGAAUUUUCAAUCGAUUCAGCAAAGAAUACAAUUACAUUCUACUUACACUCGUUUCCAUGUUACCCGGAACAAGUAUUAUUUAUUAUGGAGAAGAGAUGACCCAAGAGUUUCUUGAUUUUACACCAGAACGUAAAAAAGAUCUGUGGGUUGAAAGGGACCAAUUUCGUCUACCGAUGCAAUGGGAUGAUUCCUUAAACGCAGGUUUCACUUCGGCUGAAAAACCAUGGGUACCACUACACCCUGGUUACUGGCACACGAACGUUGAAGCUCAAAAGGUGCAACAGAACAGUAGUUUGAACUAUUACAAAGAUUUGACCUCUAUUCGAAAAACAGAGGUUUCCAAAUUUGGUGACAUGGAAUUUUAUACGAUAUCAAAAUGGGUGCUAGCGUUCACAAGAACUUAUCAUCAAUCCACAUACGUCAUUGUGUUGAAUUUGGGAAUGGAGAGCAGCUUGGUCGAUUUACACUCCAGCAUGAGCAAUUUACCAACAACUCUUCUUGUGGCAGCGGCAAGUCCUAAUUCUGGGUAUAAAAAAAGACAAAAAUUCAGCACAGUUUCAAGUGGUGAUAACUUCUCGGUUCUACGACCACAUUCCAGCGUAGUUCUGUCAACUGAAGAAGAAUUGCGAUGAAAAAAUACCUACAUAAUUUGAGGCAGAUGAGCACAUUUUUCAGACAUUUUAGAAACGAACGAUCAAAUCAGAAACUCGACUAUCAUUUUUAAUCUUAAAUAUAUCUAGGUAAUUAUUUUUUACAUGCAUAUAAUAAAAAUCUUUC